Hordeum vulgare subsp. vulgare (domesticated barley) is the source of this 2907-nucleotide messenger RNA. RefSeq lists its product as uncharacterized. The transcript has a single exon. The record is from RefSeq and is a predicted model, not a curated record. Lineage: Eukaryota; Viridiplantae; Streptophyta; Magnoliopsida; Poales; Poaceae. The coding region runs from base 298 to 885 and encodes 195 amino acids.
UUGCUGUCCCUUAUCAUCUUUGUUUCAUUACCUUUUACAUUUUCAUCCAAAGAUGGCAUGUCUAGGUAGAUCUGUAUGAACAAUCAAUAUAUUUUGUACUCCCUCCGAUCUUUUUAGUUUGCGUUUAAUUUUUUCCCGUUUUUCUUGCAAUGCUCUGCGCGUAAGGCUUUUUCAUCGCUUCUUUCCAACUUUGCCCCUCCACUUCUUCGGCUGCCGUGCUUCGUCUUCCUACCACAUCUCCUCAUCUCUCUACGGGUCCCAUUUGUUGUGAGGGAGAGAGAAAACCUAUGGGGCCUUAUGCUUGUGAACAGAACAACCGCGGUGAAGAUGGAACAAGAGCUCCUCCUCAUGUACAGAGGCCUGCUUGUCGCCGGUGGUGACCUUGCUACGGUCAUCAUAAUUGCCACCGAUGGCCUCCUCACAGAGGACGACGAACUCGCGGACCAUGGUGUCCUCACGGAUGAUGACAUACUUGCGGCUGGUGGUGUCCUCUCGGCGGUCGGCGUGCAUGCCGAGGAUGACAUGCUCGCGGCAUGUGGCAUCCUCACAGCGGACAGCGUGCAUGCUAAGGACGGCGAGCUUGUUGACCACGACGUGCUCGCUUUCGAUGGCGUCCUCUUGGCGGUCGGCGUGUACGCCGAGGACACGAGCUUGCGGACCACGACGUGCUCGCGUUCGGUGGCAUCCUCUUGGCGGUCGGCAUGCACGCCGAGGACGACAUGCUUGCGGCCGGUGGCAUCCUCACAACGGACGAUGCGCAUGCGGACGAUGCGCACGCAGAGCACAACAUCCUUGUGGACCACAUCGUCCUCGCAGAUGAUAGCGUGCUCGCGGCCGGUGGUGUCCUCUUGGCGGUCUGCACGCACGUCGAGGACAUCAAGCUAGUGGAGGAUGGCGUGCUCGUGGCAGCCAGCCAAGCGGAGAAAGGCAACGGCGUUGUCCAGGAAAGGCAACGGCGUUGUCCAGGUGUACGCGAGGUAUGGCGCUCGUGUUGGACAUCCAUGCACUCGCGGAGGACGGUGAUCCAUGCAUGCUCGUGGCGAGCAAGAGAAGUGUGGCGAGACUGAGCAUAAGUGUGCAUGUUGUCUGUUCAUGGGGCUUGAUUUAUAAAGUGGGUUUGUCAGUUUCGGAGGGAAUUCCAAAUCUGUGGCGAUAAGUUCACUUUCCGCGGCCAAUUUUUGAAGCUACUCCAUGGUGUCCUGUUUCGUUUAGGAUUAGGAGGGAGGUGAAAUUUUGCUAGCAUGAACAGAAGCUCGCGUGCAGCGCCGCUGGAGAAAAAGGGACGCCGGCAUGCAACGUUGGGAACGAGGCGAGGGAGGAGAGCCAAUCAGGUUGCAUACAAAUUUAUUACCAUCGGCUGAUUCCAUCGAUGCUGCGCAGGGCCACCGGGGCAAUCUCGUCCAGGAAACAGCCAGCGACCCAUGCCUUGGUAUGCGUGUUUGCUCUUAGACCCAGAGAAAAAAGGUCCGGAGGGAGUAUCUCAGAUAAUUUCACCACCUUCUGUGGUUUGUCUGUUGUGCUGGUCAUCCACAUCACACGAUGAACAUCCAUCGGGCCUCCUCGCUCUGUGACUCUUCCCCAUAUAGAUCAGCAGAAUCAUUCUUUAAAAUAAUUUAACCCCCAGCCCGGUUAGUCUCUGAUCUCUGCUAUGCAGAAUGAACAAUAAUCAUCAGCGAUCACCCCCACAGCUGCUGGAUGCUUGGUGCUAAUGAGUAAUACUGGACAACAUGAAUAGUAGCAAUGGCGGGACAGGAGAGAGGUGGUAAGCUUCAAACUGCUGGAUCUUGUUAUCUCUCCCAUGGACACUGCUCGCUGGCUUGCUCUCCUUGAGUAGAUCAGCGUUGUUCACAUCUCUUCUUUGAAACUGGUGGCCUUGGUCAUGUUUUGCUGGCAGAUGCUGUCUCUGUGCCAAUAGCGUAUCCUCCUCUAACUUAACUCUCUAUCCCCUUGCCCUGCCUCUUCUCCAUCUUGUUAUUGGGAGAGUUGAUUACUCAUGGCCGCUCAACAAGAAGCCAUGAACUCAUGCUACUGCUCGGUGCUUCAUUCUUUGUUCACUGUCAUCCUUCUCUUUGCCAUCUUCCCUGUCAGCUACUAGAUUUGGGUGAGCAGCCUUUGAGCCGUUGACAUGGAGUGCCAUCAGUGGCAGCAGGCAGCAACCAGAUUUUGGUGGGUGGUUUCACAUGGUGGCACUUGGAAGCAAUACAUGUUGACAGUAGGCCUUGGAACUUGGGAGCGGUGAGCUGUGGCUGUGAGCUAGGAACCUAAGGCCAAGGAGGUAGAUCAUAGCAAGCCGAAGAAAAAUGGCAUUGGUCUAAGCUUUAGAUAAUAGUUAUAGUUUCUUUCUUCUCUUCUCAUUUGAUUUCCUCUUUUAUCAGCAUAUAAUAUCCAUGUCAUAUGGAGAUGAUAUCAACUACUGAUGCGCCUAACCAACACUAGAAGUCAAAUUCUAUUCUAUAUCUAUAUCUAUACCUCUAUACCUACUAAUAAAGCAUCUAUUGCUUCUGUGGUACGUCAUUAAAUUUGCCCCUAAAGUUCGCCAAAAUUACCCACCAAUGCCACCCGUAAGUGACAAAAACGAUUCUUUUUUGAACUUCGAUUUGGCUCUUUCUUUCUAAUUCUAAAGGAUGCGGUUCUGUAUUUUAUCACAAGCACAAGCCUACCCCAACCGGUUGGGUGUGCGUUGUCCCACCCUGGAGACCCAGGUUUGAUCUCGAUCGCGGCUUGAAACCCUUUUUGUUCUUCUAUUACGCACUUUUCUACUUUUUUUUUCCUCUUUUGCCUUUAUUUCGAUAAACUUUGCACAAAUGUUAAUCAUGGAUUAAAGAAAUGUCAAAUUUGUAGGCAAAAAAGUUCCCAUAUAUACAAAAAAAUGUACAGUGCGUAUGGACAAUAAAUAAUAUAUUUUUC